This is a messenger RNA of Cylas formicarius (sweet potato weevil), 1077 nucleotides long. RefSeq names its product exosome complex component RRP43-like. Lineage: Eukaryota; Metazoa; Arthropoda; Insecta; Coleoptera; Brentidae. Gene Ontology annotation, biological process: exonucleolytic trimming to generate mature 3'-end of 5.8S rRNA from tricistronic rRNA transcript (SSU-rRNA, 5.8S rRNA, LSU-rRNA); nuclear polyadenylation-dependent mRNA catabolic process; nuclear polyadenylation-dependent rRNA catabolic process. The record is from RefSeq and is a predicted model, not a curated record. Bases 122 to 937 code for a protein of 271 amino acids. The transcript is spliced from 5 exons. Gene Ontology annotation, cellular component: cytoplasmic exosome (RNase complex); nuclear exosome (RNase complex).
UUUCUUAAUAUUUUUUUGUUUGAUUCCUUUUUGCUUUCUUUGUGUUCUGUGACCCUGGGACACGUGCUUUAAAAUUAAGCAAAAAUAAAAUAAUUUUACAACGAUAUUAAUUGGUUAAAGAAUGGCUGAACAAUACAAAUCAUUGCAUCCAUUAAAAUAUUGCAAAGAUUACCUGGCACAUAACGUUAGACCUGAUGGUAGAGAAUUCUGUCAUUUUCGGCCAAUUAUUGUAAAUACUAACUCUAUAGUUACUUCUGAUGGUUCAUCUAUUGCUAAAGUUGGCAAAACAAUCAUAAUGUGUGGCGCAAAGGCGGAACUCUGUAAGCCCAAACCCGACUCGCCUAAGCAAGGGUUCUUAGUUCCCAAUUUAGAACUACCACCUCUAUGUUCACCAAAAUUUAAACCUGGACCACCUAGUGAGGAAGCUCAAGUAUUGACACAGCUUAUAGCAGAUAUUAUUGAUAAUUCGAAGUGCAUAGACCUAGAAGAACUUUGCAUAUAUCCUGAUAAACUAGCAUGGUGUUUGUAUGUGGAUUUAAUUUGUCUCAACCAUGAUGGUUCAUUGGUAGAUGCCUGUAUUAUUGCCCUAAUGAGUUGUCUGAAUACUGUUACUCUUCCUUUGGUGGAAUAUGAUCCAGCUGUUGAUAACCAGCAAGUCAAUUUGGAGGUAACGAAAUCCUUACCUAUUCAUUCGUUACCUGUUUCUACAACAUUUGCCGUUUUCGAUGAUAUUUUUCUCGCAGACCCUACUCUGGAAGAAGAGAAUCUUUGUAGCUCAAAAGUAACAGUGGUAAUAAAAGAUGGGGAGCUUUGUUGCGUUUAUAAGCCAGGCGGAAGUGCUAUAUCAAACAUUGAAUUAUUGGAUUGUAUUGACAAAAGUAAAAGAAGAGUUCCCACGAUAAAAGAGCUAUUGCAAACGUCCCUUAUCACUGCUUAAGUUCAUUAUAUACAUAUUUCCAAAAUAUUUGUUAAAAUCGGUUUAUUAGGAUAUAAGACCUGUCGACAUAUUAGAAAUUUAUAGAAUUUAAAUUCAAUAGAUUGACUUUCUAAUUUCUUAAAGAAUUUAUAUAUUUUUUU